AUGGCAUACAUGUAUCCUUGCGCAGCCAACAUGCAAACCGGUCAAUUUUGCAACACCGUUGAGCCCUCCUACAUGGCGGAGCUCUUCAACCAAACUCAAAGCAUGAUCCAUUACGGUCAUGGAAAUAUGGUCAUGCCAAACAUGCCGCCCAACGAAAAUGUCAAACCCGACUUUCCGGUAAUGAAGAUGGAACCCGUCAGUCCUACUUCAAGCAAACCAGCGAGCCCGAUUUCCAGCCAACCCGCCAGUCCGCAGAAGCCAACAAAGCAGCAAAAGCGACCUGGUCCGGCUCCGGCGAUACCAGAUGAUCGAAUCAGCUCCAUUGAACUCAUGAAGCGAAAUCAACGAAGAGAACGAAAUCGGUCAGCUGCCGCCCGUUGCCGCCAAAAGCGUGCAGUCCGAAUCGAGCAGCUUGAAACCGAAGUUAUUCGACUUAAUCAAGAAAAACAACGAUGCUUUGAUGAGAAUCAAGCUUUGUUGGCACAGAUAGCAUACUUAAAAGAGCAGCUCAACAAUGUCUCCGGUUCCCCAACUUUUCCAGACAACCAUUUUCCAACCACGCCGACAUCUGUUUCCAAUCCGUCUACAGCCCCUUCUUCCACUGAAAACUUCUUCAAUAACUUUGACUUUCCUCUUUACCAGAACCAGACGAAUCGACAAUUUCGAUCAUAUUCUUCAUAA
This is a messenger RNA of Oikopleura dioica, 681 nucleotides long. NCBI's taxonomy places the organism in Eukaryota, Metazoa, Chordata, Appendicularia, Copelata, Oikopleuridae. The record is from the annotation of a GenBank genome assembly.